Messenger RNA from Amoebophrya sp. A25, 446 nucleotides. Lineage: Eukaryota; Dinophyceae; Syndiniales; Amoebophryaceae. The record is from the annotation of a GenBank genome assembly.
AGGUAACUGAGCCUCCGGCAACCCUUUGCAACUAAUAUUGAGAUGGAAAAAAGAGAAAUCUGGAGAUGCCAUGGAUGUAGUCGUGGAUCACGAGGACUAUUGAUAAUCAGGUACACACAUCCUCUUUUAGUAGGUCUUUCAUGUUAUUUGAGUUUCAUCAUCUUCAUCGUAGAUCAUAUAUGAUCCAUGUACGUCGCCUCUUUGCGUGGCGUGUAUUUGCAUUUGUUGUCUUCUCCCUCAAGCUAUGUCACCUGCACCUGUACACCUUCCCAAACAACUUCUCGAGGUUUUCGGCCUUUGCGUUCUUCGCUGGAUUGAAUGGAAGCCUGCGACAAUGACCAUGAACUUAGAUCUACUUCGUAUUUGUUGAGACUGACCGAAUAUUUACAAUCAUGAACACAUAGCUAAUUUCAUCAUCUGCUUUUGAUGUGCGUAUGACUGUUUAU